Ostrea edulis (European flat oyster) is the source of this 1054-nucleotide messenger RNA. Its product is annotated as integrin beta-1-binding protein 1-like. Gene Ontology annotation, biological process: negative regulation of substrate adhesion-dependent cell spreading; negative regulation of focal adhesion assembly. The coding region runs from base 98 to 607 and encodes 169 amino acids. The transcript is spliced from 5 exons. Gene Ontology annotation, molecular function: integrin binding. The record is from RefSeq and is a predicted model, not a curated record. Lineage: Eukaryota; Metazoa; Mollusca; Bivalvia; Ostreida; Ostreidae. Gene Ontology annotation, cellular component: cytoskeleton; ruffle; lamellipodium.
ACAUAAGACUGAAGCUAUAAAAUCAAUCCGGAAUUCUAAUGUUUAACCGUGAUCGAAUUUACUAACAUGAUAAAGAGAAAGUAGAGCUGAUUUUGAUAUGUUUCCAAGAAAGAAUUUAAAAUUAAGCACAGGGAUAAAUGAGAAUACCAUGAAACUUAAAGAAAAGGAAAAUGUUUUGAUGCAAAAGAAGACAUUUGAUGUUUUCUAUCUAGGAAAUAUAGAAAAAAUAGCAAUAGGAAACUCGCAUAAAAGGGACACAGAGGCUCAGCUCAUAGACAGGCUGGAAGAGGCACAGAUAGCAGGUGAUAUUCCCAUAUCAGUAGGAGAGAAAGACCAAGUUUUCCUCACUGUCUCCCGUCAUGGAAUUCAAGUCCAAAAUAAAAGAACCAAGGAGGUUCUACAGAGACAUCCUCUGCACACUAUAGCGGAGGUGGUACAGUAUGAGGACGGGUUUGGCCGGCCUAACAUUGCUGUCAAGAUCGGACAGCUACAGGUCAACAGAGAAGUGUUUCAGUGUUUCGUCUUUCAGUGCCAUAGUGAGGAACUAGCAAAUGAUGUUUGCCAAUUGGUUAGAAGAUUAUUUGAUGCCAUCACAGACAAAUCUUGAAUCCUGAGUAAAACUGGAUGAGAAGUUGGUUAUAAUGCGCUAUACCUGUGGACUUCCUUUCUCCAUCCCAGGAGUAUGGUGUCCAUUAAUGAUUGUAGAAAAUCAGCAGCAGUCCAAGGGUGUUGAUGAGGACACUUUGAUAAGUGAUUGCAGAUCUACAUUACAUAUGCCAUGUACAGUGAUUUUUAAAGAUCCAUUUUAGGUCCAAAUAUCGGACAUUUCCCCACCCAAAAAUUACUAAUUUUUCCCCCAAUUUAACUUGCACUUUUCUCAAUAAUAAAAACUGCCGAAAAACGUAUUUGUCAAAAAAUAAGUUCAAUGUGAAUAGUUUAUGUACAACAUGACAAAGACGCAUCAAUUCUAGAUGAUUAGAAAGAAUAGUGGAAAAUUUUAAGAGAUUAAAGAAAAGAAAAUUAAAUAUGUAAAAUAAAAGAAGAAUGACAUCAA